Cokeromyces recurvatus is the source of this 2772-nucleotide messenger RNA. RefSeq names its product glycosyl hydrolases family 31-domain-containing protein. The coding region runs from base 1 to 2772 and encodes 923 amino acids. NCBI's taxonomy places the organism in Eukaryota, Fungi, Mucoromycota, Mucoromycetes, Mucorales, Mucoraceae. The transcript has 2 exons. The record is from RefSeq and is a predicted model, not a curated record. Gene Ontology annotation, cellular component: glucosidase II complex. Gene Ontology annotation, molecular function: carbohydrate binding; alpha-glucosidase activity. Gene Ontology annotation, biological process: carbohydrate metabolic process; N-glycan processing.
AUGAAGUUUGAAGACUUCAAGACAUGUUCUCAAUCUGGAUUCUGUAGACGAAACCGAGCCUAUGCAGAUGAGGCUACUUUAGAAACAUCCCCUUAUACCUUAAUCAAAGAUUCCGUUAAAUUAUUAAACAAUAAAAUCUCUGCAGAUAUCAAAAAUACAGAAACAGAUAUUAUUCUGACUUUAGAUUUGACUGUCCUUCAAGAUAAUACAGCACGCGUUCGUAUCAAUGAAAAACUACCCAUUAAACCUCGUUAUGAUGAACAUGCUCUCUAUACACUUGUAAAGGAGCCUCAAGCUGGAAAGGUGAUGCUAUUUGAUAAGGCUGAUGAUGGUGUUGUAUCAAUUCAAAUGGAUGCAACACGUAAAAUUAUUAUCUUUCCUCACCCUGUUCGUAUUCAAUUCCUUGUAAACGACGAGCCUGUCAUUACUUUUAACGACCGUGGUUUCUUUAAUUUCGAGCAUUUGCGUACAAAAGAGUCCUAUAAGCCAAAGAUGAUUGAAAAGAAGAACGAUGAUGGUACUGUAGAAAUGGUGGAGGCUGAAACAGAAAAGGAUUUAUGGGAAGAGACAUUUAAGACUUGGACAGAUCCUAAACCUAAUGGUCCUGAAUCAAUUGGUUUAGAUAUCACUUUUCACAAUUUUCCUCAUGUUUAUGGUAUUCCUGAACAUGCUACAAGUCUUUCUUUGAAGGAAACUCGUGGUAAUCAUGAUGGUGCUUACACAGAUCCUUAUCGACUUUAUAAUACAGAUGUUUUUGAGUACGCUUUAGAUAGUCCUACUUCACUUUACGGAGCUGUGCCUCUUAUGGUUGCUCAUCGUAAAGGUUUAUCAACUGGUAUUUUUUGGAUGAACCCCUCUGAGACAUGGAUUGACAUUGUAAAAACUAAUACUGAAGGUUUAAAGGGCGCUGUUCAAAAGGUAUUUAGUUCAAACAAAAACCAAGCAACUUCAACUCAGACUCAUUGGAUCUCAGAAGCUGGUGUACUUGAUGUCUUUGUCUUCUUCGGUCCCUCUACUAAAGAUGUACUUCACCAAUACAGCACAUUAACAGGUAAACCAGCUAUGCCUCAAAUGUUUGCCGUUGGUUAUCAUCAAUGCCGUUGGAAUUACAUCAAUCAAAGAGAUGUUUUAGAGGUUGAUAGACAAUUUGAUGAGAAUGACAUGCCUUAUGAUGUGAUUUGGCUCGAUAUUGAAUAUACUGAUGAUAAAAAAUAUUUUACUUGGGACUUGCCUAAAUUUCCCAACUCAAUUGAAAUGGAAGAAGUCCUUGAUAACAAGGGCCGUAAGUUGGUAACCAUUAUUGAUCCUCACAUCAAACGAGCUCCCAACUAUUAUGUUUGUGACGAAGCUAAAGACAAGGGCUUAUUUGUUAAAAGACCUGAUGGAUCUGAUUAUGAAGCCUGGUGUUGGCCAGGACAAUCGUCAUGGGUUGAUUUUGUUCACAAAGAAUCUUACGACUGGUGGAAAAAGCAAUUUCGCUUUGAUAAAUUUAAAGGAACUCGUGGUAACGUUCAUAUUUGGAACGAUAUGAACGAACCUUCUGUUUUCAAUGGACCUGAGAUCACUAUACAAAAAGAAAUGAUUCAUGAUGGUCGCUGGGAAAAUCGUGUCCUUCAUAAUUUGUAUGCCUUUUUAUCUCAUUCUGCUACUGCUGAUGGUGUACGUGAGCGUAUUACUGAUACUGAAUCGCAAAAGCGUCCAUUUGUUUUAUCACGCGGUUUUUAUGCUGGUGUUCAACGUGUGGGUCCUAUCUGGACAGGUGAUAAUAUAGCUAACUGGGAGUCUCUUCGCUAUACAAACCCUAUGAUUUUAGGUAAUAGUAUGGGUGGUGUUCCCUUUACAGGUGCAGAUGUUCCUGGUUUCUUCAAUAACCCUACACCUGAACUUUUGACACGUUGGUAUCAAGCAGGUGCUUAUCAACCUUUCUUCCGUGGUCAUGCUCAUAUUGAUACUAAACGACGUGAACCUUAUUUGUCAGCUGAGCCAUACAAAUCCAUCACACGCGAUGCUCUCCGUGAACGUUAUGCACUCUUAUCCUACUGGUAUACCCUAUUUUAUGACGCCUACAAAAAUAGUACACCUAUGAUGCGUCCCAUGUUUAUGGAAUUCCCUGAUGAUGAAACUGUAUUUGAUAUGGAUGACCAAUUUAUGGUAGGUGAAUCCAUUCUUGUUAAGCCGGUAACUACUGAAGGUACUGACAAGGUUGAGAUUUAUUUCCCUGGAAAUGAACCCUGGUAUAAUACCAAGACCUUCAUCACAGUUGCUGCUACUAAUGGAUGGCAGACUGUAGAUGCGCCUUUGGACACCAUUCCUGCUUAUUACCAAGGCGGUCACAUCAUACCUCGUCGUGAACGUAUUCGUCGCAGUUCUCCAGCUAUGCGUUUAGAUCCCUUUACCUUAAUUGUAGCUAAGAGCCAAAAAGGGGAUGCAGUGGGUACACUCUAUAUGGAUGAUGAAGAGACUUAUGCUUUUGAAAAGGGAGCUUAUACGCAUACUCAAUUUGUAUUUGAUGGUCAAACAUUACAAUGUAGUAGUUUACAUGAGGAUCCUACCUCUUCUAAAGCGAAAGAAUUUGCUCAGUCAAUUAGUAAAGUACGUGUUGAGCGUAUUCGUAUCUUGGGACAAAAGCAAAAGCCUUCAAGUAUCACAAUCAAGAAUUCACAUGGUACUACUCCAGGUGAAUUUGAAUAUGAUGAAGAAAACAAGGUUGUUGUCAUUAAGGAUCCUAAGGUAUCUGUUACUCAAUGUGACUGGUCUAUUAUUAUCAACUAA